UGUCUUUUAAAGCACUCUCAAAAUCUAAUGGAACGUUGGCAAGGUAAAUUGGCGGUGGUCACUGGCGCUAGCGGUGGCAUUGGUGCCGCUUGUGCCCGUGCAUUGGUUAUAGCAGGUCUUCGUGUGGUCGGCCUCGCACGUCGUGAAGCUAAGCUGCAGGAGCUGAAGCAAAGUUUGCCACCAGCACUGCAGCCCCAAUUUAUUCCAGGCCGCUGCGAUGUCUCCAAAGAGGAUCAAGUUAUUGCGGCAUUUGAUUGGACUGAACGCAUGUUGGGUGGUGCAGAUGUUUUGCUCAACAAUGCUGGUAUUACGCGUGAGACGGAACUGGUGGCUGACAAUAACACGGAGAAGAUACGCCAGGUAAUUGAUACCAAUGUAAUGGCGGUAUUGUGGUGUACUCGUGAAGUGUUCCGAGGCAUGUUGAAGCGUGGCAAUGAGGGCCAUAUUUUGAUCAUCAAUAGCAUUGCGGGACAACAAGUGUUGAAUUUUAUCGAUGUGCUACCGAGUUUCAAUAUAUAUCCGGCGACUAAGUUUGCCAUAACAGCCAUGACGGAAACUUAUCGACAAGAAUUUCAGUUGCACAAAAGCAAAGUCCGAGUAACGGGUAUCUGCCCAGGUGCCGUCAACACAAACAUAUUUCCUGAGGAAAUUCAUUUCUAUGUCAAACAUAUGGCGCGCCUGGAGCCAGAAAAUAUAGCCGAUGCGGUUUUGUUUGCACUACGUACGCCGCCUCACGUACAGAUACACGAAAUCACUUUGAAACCAAUGGGAGAAAUAUUUUAAUAAAUAUUUAUGUGUAAAAAAAAUUAAAAUAUUUAUUGGAGGAACAAACAAAAAAAAAACAUAUGUACUUACUUUUCUUUGUCACUUUAAAUAAUACAUGUAAUAAAUAUAUGUACCUAAAAA
This is a messenger RNA of Rhagoletis pomonella (apple maggot), 906 nucleotides long. RefSeq names its product farnesol dehydrogenase. Gene Ontology annotation, molecular function: oxidoreductase activity. The coding region runs from base 28 to 783 and encodes 251 amino acids. The transcript has 3 exons. Lineage: Eukaryota; Metazoa; Arthropoda; Insecta; Diptera; Tephritidae. The record is from RefSeq and is a predicted model, not a curated record.